AUGUCGUGGCAAGCUUAUGUCGAUACCAGCCUUGUGGCUACCGGUCACAUUGACAAGGGCGCCAUUAUCAGCGCAGCCGGUGACAGCGCCUGGGCUGCUUCGACCGACUUCCAGCUUAAGCCAGAAGAGAUGAAGGCCAUUUCUGCUAUUGUCGGCGGCGACGAUGCCGCCAAGGACAAAGCCUUCGCGGAAGGUCUCUACAUUGCCGGCGGCCGAUACGUUUUGGCCCGAGCCGAUGGUCGGAGUAUCUAUGCCAGACAGGGUCGAUUGGGUGUUGCUAUCGCCAAGACCAAGCAGGCUAUUGUUGUUGGCCACCACGGCGAGACUGGAGUCGCUGGAAAUGCUAGCUCGACCGUCGAAGGACUGGCUGACUACCUUAUUGGUCAGGGAUACUAG
Metarhizium acridum CQMa 102 is the source of this 396-nucleotide messenger RNA. RefSeq names its product profilin, required for normal timing of actin polymerization in response to thermal stress (gene PFY1). Gene Ontology annotation, molecular function: actin monomer binding. Gene Ontology annotation, cellular component: cell cortex. NCBI's taxonomy places the organism in Eukaryota, Fungi, Ascomycota, Sordariomycetes, Hypocreales, Clavicipitaceae. The record is from RefSeq and is a predicted model, not a curated record.